Pteropus alecto (black flying fox) is the source of this 1933-nucleotide messenger RNA. It is a transcript of the gene CD151, whose product is annotated as CD151 molecule (Raph blood group). The transcript has 9 exons. NCBI's taxonomy places the organism in Eukaryota, Metazoa, Chordata, Mammalia, Chiroptera, Pteropodidae. The record is from RefSeq and is a predicted model, not a curated record. Gene Ontology annotation, cellular component: membrane. The coding region runs from base 354 to 1112 and encodes 252 amino acids.
AUCCGCUAGGCAUUCCCGGAAAGAGGACGGCGCUCCUCAGAGGGUGGCCCGUGCGCGGGCUUUGGGGGUUGAAUCUGUGUCCGGAACCAGCCUCCCCAGAAGGCCCGGGACCUCAGAGCAGGCCCAGGCGCACGUUUGCGCGGUGUGGGGGCUCCCACGCCCCCUGGCUCUGUGGUAGGGGUCUGUGCCCUUUGUUCUUACCGGGCGGCAGCUACUGCCACUUGGUGGGCCAAGGGGCAGUGACAGCGAACCCUCCUGGGGAACUUCCGGCCACCUGUCUUACAGGGAGCCCUGCAAGCCGCCAGGUCCUGGUGGUGUGGGCUAUCUGAACGGCCCCCCGCCCCAAUCGCAAGAUGGGCGAGUUUCAGGAGAAGUCGACAUGCGGCACCGUCUGCCUCAAGUACCUGCUCUUCACCUUCAACUGCUGCUUCUGGCUGGCUGGUCUGGCCGUCAUGGCCGUGGGCAUCUGGACAUUGGCCCUGAAGAGUGACUACAUCAGCCUGCUGGCCUCGGGCACCUACCUGGCCACGGCCUACAUCCUAGUGGUGGCUGGCAUUGUCGUCAUGGUGACUGGUGUCCUGGGCUGCUGUGCCACCUUCAAGGAGCGGCGGAACCUGCUGCGCCUGUACUUCCUACUGCUCCUUGUCAUCUUUCUGCUAGAGAUCAUCGCCGGCGCCCUUGCCUACGUCUACUACCAGCAGUUGAAUAUGGAGCUCAAGGAGAACCUGAAGGACACCAUGACCAAGCAGUACCACCAGCCGGGCCACGAGGGUGUGACCAGCGCAGUGGACAAGCUGCAGCAGGAGUUCCACUGCUGUGGCAGCAACAACUCCCAGGACUGGCGGGACAGUGAGUGGAUCCGCUCGGGGGAGGCGGGCGGCCGUGUGGUCCCAGACAGCUGCUGCAAGACUGUAGUGGCCCACUGCGGGCAGCGGGACCACGCCUCCAACAUCUACAAGGUGGAGGGCGGCUGCAUCACCAAGCUGGAGACCUUCAUCCAGGAGCACCUGAGAGUCAUCGGGGCCGUGGGCAUCGGCAUUGCCUGUGUGCAGGUGUUCGGCAUGAUCUUCACGUGCUGCCUGUACAAGAGCCUGAAGCUGGAGCACUACUGAUCCUGCGCACGCGGCCGCGUGUGCGCCUGCGCACUGCAGCUUCCCGCGGACUACUGAGCUACUACUGACCGCCAGGGAGCGCGUGUCCCUGGAGGCAUCUCCCUCCCUCUCCCUACCUGCUUUGCCAGGGUGUGGUCUCAUGCCUGUGCCUUCCAACACUGUCAUCACCGUGACCUCUGGGGCCCCCACCACCGGAGGGAGCUUCAAGUGCCUUUUGCUGCACACCAAAGUCCUGGGGCCUAAGGCAGGUCUCUCCUCCUGCGGUGGGACUGGUGGGGGCCUGGUCUGGCUAGGAGAGUUGGGUUCUGCCAAUAAAGUGCCCCCCUCCCACUGGCCACCUCCUUUGGGGGAGGUCAUGGGACCUCAGGGUGCUUCCUGAUGCCUGUGUUUAGUUGGAGGAGCUGGUUUGGGGCAAGUUGGGCAAAAAUGGGUUAGGCUUGUCCCCCCUAGGGUGCUCCCAGCCCCCUGGACACACCCCCCACAGUGGUCAGAGGCAGGCCUGGGAGGGGCACUGCUGGGUGGGGUGGGCGCAGAGGGUGCUGGACAGCCGGCCGUGGGUGAGUUCCAUGUGCCUGCCACCCACCCUCCUGGGGGAAGCCCUGUCCCCAGGGUCCCACAUGUCUGCUGACCCCUCUGCUCCGGGCUACCCUGCUCUGCCCAGCCCCUGCUUUAGCUCACAACUGCCACAUCUAAAAGGCGAGUGUUCACUGCGGGCCGCAUUCGUGGGCAGGGGUCUUGGCCUCACUGCUGACCAUGGAGGGCUAGAACAGCACUGCCAUCUAACAGGUGUUCAAUAAACGCUUGUGGAACAGGUAAACUUA